Rangifer tarandus platyrhynchus (Svalbard reindeer) is the source of this 1328-nucleotide messenger RNA. NCBI's taxonomy places the organism in Eukaryota, Metazoa, Chordata, Mammalia, Artiodactyla, Cervidae. The record is from the annotation of a GenBank genome assembly.
CCUCCACCACAGCCCCGAAAGUCUACCCUCUGGGUUCUUGCUGCGGGGACACGUCCAGCUCCACCGUGACCCUAGGCUGCCUGGUCUCCAGUUACAUGCCCGAGCCGGUGACCGUGACCUGGAACUCAGGUGCCCUGACCAGCGGUGUACACACCUUCCCGGCUGUCCUGCAGUCCUCCGGGCUCUACUCUCUCAGCAGCAUCGUGACCGUGCCCGCCAGCACCUCAGAAUCCCAGACCUUCACCUGCAACGUAGCCCACCCGGCCAGCAGCACCAAGGUGGACAAGCAUGUCGGUGAGAAGACAGGCCCCGGGGAGGAGGCGGGCCCUGGGCUCAGAUCUGCCAAAACCUGUCCCUGCCCUAAGCCCAGCCCCUGGCUUCCUGCCCCUGGUAACCCCCAGUCUGCUCUCUCUGCAGUGCCCAGAUGUAAGAAAACCUGCCCACCUUGCCCAUGCCCAGCCCCUGAACUCCCCGGAGGACCGUCUGUCUUCAUCUUCCCCCCGAAACCCAAGGACACCCUCACAAUCUCUGGAACACCCGAGGUCACGUGUGUGGUGGUGGACGUGGGCCAGGAUGACCCCGAGGUCAAGUUCACCUGGUUCGUGAAUGACGUGGAGGUGCACACGGCCAGGACAAAGGCGAGAGAGGAGCAGUUCAACAGCACCUACCGCGUGGUCAGCGCUCUGCCCAUCCAGCACCAGGACUGGACUGGGGGAAAGGAGUUCAAGUGCAAGGUCUACAACGAAGGCCUCCCGGCCCCCAUCGUGAGAACCAUCUCCAGGACCAAAGGGCAGGCCCUGGAGCCACAGGUGUACGUCCUGGCCCCACCCCGGGAAGAGCUCAGCAAAAGCACGGUCAGCCUCACCUGCCUGAUCACCGGCUUCUACCCAGACUACAUCGCCGUGGAGUGGCAGAGAGAUGGGCAGCCUGAGUCGGAGGGCAAGUACAGCACGACCCCACCCCAGCUGGACGCCGACGGCUCCUACUUCCUGUACAGCAGGCUCAGGGUGAACAAGAGCAGCUGGCUAGAAGGAGACAGCUACACGUGUAUAGUGAUGCAUGAGGCUCUGCACAAUCACUACACACAGAAGUCCAUCUCUAAGUCUCCGGACCUGCGCCUGGAGGAGGAGAGCUGUGCGGACACCCAGGACGGGGAGCUGGACGGGCUCUGGACGACCAUCUCCAUCUUCAUCACGCUCUUCCUGCUCAGCGUCUGCUACAGCGCCACCGUGACCCUCUUCAAGGUGAAGUGGAUCUUCUCAUCAGUGGUGGAGCUGAAGAGGACUAUUGUCCCUGACUACAGAAACAUGAUUGGACAGGGCGCCUAG